Brassica rapa (field mustard) is the source of this 936-nucleotide messenger RNA. RefSeq names its product protein ACCELERATED CELL DEATH 6. Gene Ontology annotation, cellular component: plasma membrane. Lineage: Eukaryota; Viridiplantae; Streptophyta; Magnoliopsida; Brassicales; Brassicaceae. Gene Ontology annotation, molecular function: protein binding. The record is from RefSeq and is a predicted model, not a curated record.
AUGGCAGAGAUCUUAAAUCUUCUAUUAGUACCCAUCCGCCAAAACCUCAUUAACUCAAGGGACGAAGAGAAAAGGAGCGUUCUCUCAUAUGCAGCGUCCAUAGGAUAUGAUGAAGGAGUAGAACGUCUAUUACAGGAGUUUAGUAAUAUUGCUUAUGUUAAGGAUCCUGAUGGCUUCUUCCCCAUCCAUUCGGCUUGCAGAAGAGGUCAUAUGGGUGCUCUGCAGGCUAUCCUGCAAUCCUGCCCUGACACGAUAGAGCUACUUAACCUACAAGGCCAAAAUGUCCUUCACGUUGCAGCUGAAUGUGGGAAAAACGAAGUUGUCAAAUACAUUCUCAAAAACGAAAAGUAUGCAAACCUCAUAAAUCAGAAGGAUCAUAAAGGAAACACUCCACUACACUUGGCUACAAUGUUCUGGUAUCCAAUGAUUGUCCAUAUACUUACAAAGGAUGAAAGGGUUAACGUGGGUGAACAGAACAAAUUGGGCUUUACAGCUCUUGAUGCAGCUGAGGAAUGUAUGGAUUUGAACCCCACUUUCCGUGAGCGACUGACAUGGAUGGCUUUAGUUUGUGUUGGUACCCCAAGAGCCCUAAAGUUAAUGCCGUAUGAUUCAUUUUUGGCACCUGGGCCUCAGGAAGGAAUCAUCCAGUCCAAUGAGAUGCCAUCUGCCAAAAAGUACAAGGAUAGAGUUAACACCCUGCUGUUGCUGGCUAUACUCGUUGCCACUGUUGCAUUUUCUGCAGCUUUCAGUGUGACAAAAGUACCUGAAGGAGAAACACAUUGGUAUAAAGUCUUUGUGGUCUCUGUGGGUUUUUGGUCUUCAGCUUGUUUUCUUCUGGUUUGGGCCAAUGCUAUUGGGCCUGCUACUUCAGUAACGGAGAAAAGAGAAGAGCGCGCUGGGCCUCGUGACACUCAAGCCCACGAGCUCGACAGCUGA